Messenger RNA from Neogale vison (American mink), 4660 nucleotides. RefSeq names its product zinc finger and SCAN domain containing 30 (gene ZSCAN30). The coding region runs from base 1498 to 2976 and encodes 492 amino acids. The transcript is spliced from 5 exons. Gene Ontology annotation, molecular function: RNA polymerase II cis-regulatory region sequence-specific DNA binding; DNA-binding transcription factor activity, RNA polymerase II-specific. Gene Ontology annotation, biological process: regulation of transcription by RNA polymerase II. Lineage: Eukaryota; Metazoa; Chordata; Mammalia; Carnivora; Mustelidae. The record is from RefSeq and is a predicted model, not a curated record.
GGUCGGUGCGGCCGCCUGCCGAGCGAAGGGUGAGUGAGGCUGUCUGGCGGCGCGGCCGCGCGUGCUUCCCAGAUCGUCCCCGUCCGACUUCAGCCCUCCCCGCCGCUUUGCCUCGGCCGUUGCUGCCCCAGGCAGAGCCUGUGGCGGUACCAGGUGACCGCCCCUCCUGGAUGCUUCUGUCCGCCCGUCAGUCGGUCCAUUUCUUCAUGCAUUUGUUUGUCUGCUCACCCACCGCCCUAGCGUCCUUUGACUUCUCAAGCACUUACCCGGCGCCUCCUGUGUCCCAGGCCAUAGGCCGCGCAGUCGGAGAAGAACUGAGGCAAUCUUUCUUCCCACUUAACGCGGCCAGAACUCGCUCUUGAGUCAGGUCUCAGCUGUUCGUCUUAACUUCCCCAGUCUAGCUAGGUUCGACGCUCACAGCCUUUUCCACUUUCCACUUCCCGCUGUAUAGUUCUUACCAAGACUAAGUUAUGUAAUUUUGUGUCCUUUCUGUUUAACGUCUGCCUCCCUACGAAAAUCUUAAAAUUGUGUAAUGGCAAGGACACGGACUUGCUUACAACUCUCUGCUCGGUGCCUCGCGCAGGGCCUGCACAAAGUAGGCAUUCUGUAAAUAUUGUUAAAUGUGUGGAAGAACACAGGACCUCCUCCACAGGGCCACUGGUGUGGUGGGGAAGGCAGUUCAGCAGACUAACAUAUCUAAGAGCGUGGACUGUGAGUCAGACCGAUUUGAGAGCAGUCCAGACUACAUCACUUCCAAACCAUGGGACCUGAGAGAAAUUACGUAACUUCCCAGUUUCUGUUGAGUACAACAGUAGAACCUCGACCAUAAAGUGCUGUGAAGAGGAAGUGAACAGGUAGACUGUGCUUGAUUGUACAAUAAAAGCUCAGAGUUCUCUGUUACAACUAAGUAAGAAAACGGUGCAGGUAUAUUAAAUAACAGCCAUACUGCUGAAAGCAGCUUUGUUCAAAACUUGUCCUGGAGGUUCUUGGGUUGCUUGGGUUAAGAGCUAGCUGGGGCCAGGUUCUCACCUCCCAGAGGGAAGGGCCAUAUUUAAGCUCAGUGCUUCCAGCCCUCCACAAUGGGUUCCCUAGACAGCUCUGUAAACACGGACACUUGGAAACACAGUUCUGGUCCCAAGCAGUCGCCUGUGGCCCCCACUGAUAAGGCUGCUUUCUCAUAUUUACACUAUGAGAAGGUGGAAGGAGCUCUUCCCUGAAGCAGCAGCACCUCCCCAGGAUUCUCUUUUGUGGGGUGAUGGAAGAAUCACAGGACCUGUGAUCAUUUUACUCAGCCUAGCUGAGGUGGGCCCGUGAAAGAUGGAAGAAGGAAGAGACAAGCUUUAUGAUGGAAAAUUUCCCUUCGGCCGCAUAACAUAGAGCAUUGUCUAUCUCGGGAGUCCCCUGAAGAAUCAGAAUUCAGAAGGAAUCUCUUAGACAAGGGAAUCCAUUCCCUUCCUGACUCAACUGGGCAGCAUUUUCAGACGGUCUCUGCCCAGAAUGUCAGGAAAAGCUGCAGGCCUGGCCUCCCGUGCUCCAAAAGAACAAGAAGGACUUAUAAUUGUGAAGGUUGAAGAAGAGAAUUAUGUUUGGGGGCAGGACCUUGGCCUUCAGGGAAACACGUGUAGCCUGGAGACCUUCCGCCAGCGUUUCAGGCAGUUUGGCUACUCUGAUUCUGCUGGGCCCCGGGAGGCCCUGAGCCAGCUCCGGGAGCUUUGCCAUCAGUGGCUGAGGCCGGAGGUGAACACCAAGGAGCAGAUCCUGGAGCUGCUGGUGCUGGAGCAGUUCCUGGCCAUCCUGCCUGACGAGCUGCAGGCCUGGCUGCGAGAGCGCCGGCCUGAAAAUGGAGAGGAGGCCGUCACUCUGCUGGAGGAGCUGGAGAAGGAGCUUGAUGAGCCAAGGCAACAGGACACGGUUCAUGGCCAAGGAAUGAUCUGGAAGGAAAUGACUUCCAAAGGAGCACUGAAGUCUCUGAGUAUACAGCUCCAGCCUUUGGGGAACCAGUGUAAGAGUGAGACUCAGGAGUGCCAGACUUCCCAUGAGAGAGAUGGCAAGCUGGCAAGUGACAAGGUAUUAACAACAAAACAAGAAAUUAUUGAAUGUGUAGCGUCAGCGGCCAUGAUAUCCCCAGGAAGACUUCCUGGGGAAACUCCUUCACAACAGGUAGUUGGAGAAGCUUUGGGAGGUCUGGACAACUUUGAAAAGCCAAAAGGAGCUGCUGCAAGGAGCAAAAUGAGUCCACUUCCUUCCCAGGAAAGACAUUUUAGUCUGGCAACCUUCAACAAGAAAAUCUCCACUGAAGAGUGUGUCCUUGAAUGUAACCAGAGUGAAAGGGCUCUCGGUGUGAACUCAAAUGUCUUCACACGACAGAGAGUUCAUGCUGGAGGAAAGGUCUAUGAGUGCUUGGACUGUGGGAAAGCCUUUUGCCAGAGCUCGAAGCUGAUUAGACAUCAGAGAAUUCACACUGGAGAGAGGCCUUAUGGAUGUAAAGAGUGUGGCAAAGCUUUCAGUUUGAGCUCGGACCUUGUUAGACAUCAGAGGAUUCAUAGUGGUGAAAAACCCUAUGAAUGUUGUGAAUGUGGUAAAGCUUUCAGGGGUAGCUCAGAGCUCAUUAGACAUCGGAGAAUUCACACUGGAGAAAAACCAUAUGAAUGUGGUGAAUGUGGGAAAGCCUUCAGCCGGAGCUCAGCCCUCAUUCAGCACAAGAAAAUUCACACUGGAGACAAAGGCUAUGAGUGUACUGAAUGUGGUAAGGCUUUUGGUAGAAGCUCUGUCCUUAUUGAACAUCAAAGAAUUCACACUGGAGAAAAACCUUAUGAAUGUAAUGAAUGUGGAAAAUCCUUCAAUCAGAGCUCAGCCCUCACGCAGCACCAGCGAAUCCACACUGGGGAGAAGCCUUAUGAAUGUAGCGAAUGUCAGAAAACAUUUAGGCACAGGUCAGGCCUUAUGCAACACCAGAGAACUCACACAAGAGUUUAACUCUUGAGUAAGGAUUGUACAAUUGUGUAAUACCAGGGAUUUGGUGAGGUUCCCACCAAAGUGAGAAGUCUCCUGAGAGCAGAGUUUCUGUCCUUCCAGUCUAAGUCAGUACAUGCUGUACAAGGAGAUCCACACAAAGAUGGUUGUUGAUGUGCUGAAUGGGCACCUUCACAGUAAAGCCAGGUCUGGGGCAAAGAUCCUGAAAGAGCUCCUUCUAAGAUGGGCUGAGAGGUGGUGCCUCCAAUGGCAAGGAUCUCUGUGCAGCAAGAAGAGCGUGCAUUUGGCAGCUGGAGGCAUGUGCAGAGAGUCAUUUGGUUCUCUAAAGUAUUCAGUUGUGAGGCUGUGAAAUGUUGAAUCAUGCCCUGGAUCAGUUUAUAGUUCAUUCUGCGCCCUUGCCAGUUCUCUUCUCCACCCCGAGCUUCCUGAGGUCAGUUUGUUUAUUGUGUACCUGUUGUGUGCCAGCCAUCGGGGCAGACAUAGCAUUGCCCUCCCAGAGUUGAGAACUAAUAGGAUACAGAUAUAUAUAUAUAUAUAUAUAUAUAUAUAUAUGGCAAGUAAUUACAGUAAAGAGUGGUAAGUGCUUUGGUGGAAUAAUCUAGGAUUCUGUCAAAAUACAUGGCAGGGGCACCUGACCUGGUCUGCAAGUUAUUGAAGUCUUCCUCAAUGUGAUGAAAUCUCUGUUGGGAAAUAAAAGGUGGGUAUAAGCCAGGUCAAGGUGAGAGGGAAGAAAACAUUACAGACAGGUUAUGGCACAUACAAAGGCAUAGAGAGAGGAUCUAGAGAUGUCUCUUCAUGAGGACUCCUCUAGCAGGAAUGUGUUCAUGUAGACCCUAGUUUGGAAGCUAGGACAUGUGUUGGUUCCUCACUUCCUGUUCAUAAUCAGUGAGUUGGGUAGCCUAUCCCAGACCCAGAGUUACCUAAAGACCUUGAGGGACUCAGGACAGUUAGUGUGAUGAUAGAGUUUGCUGCAUUGUAUGGAAAAAGGCAUGUAGGUAGGCCAAAGAAAGAAAAAAUGUUGGAGGCUAGAGGGACAGUGUCAGUGUCCCAUGACCCUAGGGCUCAGGAAAUGGGAAGCUGACAGGAGCCUGGGAGUGGGAGGUAUGCCUUCCCAGGAUCCACUAUUCCUCAUUUCCUGUCUUCUCCUUACAUCAGGCUAGAAGAUACUAAGCUACUUGAAGGCAAUGAGUACUUAUUGAAUUACGUCCUUAGAUUCCUUAAAACUCUGUUUCUCUGUUAAUUUUUAUUUCGGCAGUUUUAAUUAGCCCACCAUUAACUGCUGAAGGCAAUUCAUAUGUAGGAGAAGGUUUGAUUUCUCUUCUAAGAUAUCCUGAUUUCCCUUCCAGAUACUAUCUCUUUUGAAGACUUGGUGAUCAAAGAUGUUUUGGGUAAUAGGGAAGUGAAAUUGGGCCGGGGGGAGGGGGCGGGCAGUAUUUGUAUCCACAGGUUGGACGAUUUUCAUUGAGUGAGUCAAUCGGAAUUCUGGAGAGACCCUUCAAAUGGAUGGAGUUGCUUUUCCUCUAGGUGACAAUCAGAUGAUUUCAUGUUUUUAAUUUUAUUUAAUAGGUUUUUUCUAGUUUGUGAAUUAACUGUAAAUGUUGAUAAUAUAGAAAAUGAGAGGGGUGCCUGGGUGGCUCAGUGGGUUAAAGCCACUGCCUUCAGCUCGGGUCAUGAUCUCAGGGUCAUG